AUUUGACAGCACAACAAAUUCUGUCAAGUUUACAUGCAUUAUAUUUUUAUUCGUCCGGUGACGUAUUCCACAACUUAAGUUACUUGAAGAGAUUUUACUUGAAAGGUUAUCAACGUUACAGAUUAAUAUUAAAAUGCAUCUGUGGGUUCUAUGCGCGUCUGUUAUUCUGGUGCCUUUGCUGUGUGAUGCGCGGAUCUCUAAGCGUUAUGUGAUCGGUUGUCCGGAGCGCUGCGAUAAGAGUCUGUGUCCGCCCAUACCGGCCGACUGUCUGGCCGGAGACAUCCUGGACCAGUGCGACUGCUGCCCGGUGUGCGCGGCCGGCGAGGGUGAGCCCUGCGGCGGUACAGGGAAACUGGGAGACCCGGAGUGUGGAGAGGGUCUGGAUUGCGCUGUGUCUGAGGGGGUCGGACCAACGACUACCGUGAGGAGGAGAGGAAAGACCGGCGUGUGCGUGUGUAAGAGCCCUGAGGCCGUCUGCGGCAGUGAUGGGCAGUCUUACAGGAACAUCUGCGAACUCAAGAGAGUCAGUAACCGGGCACAAAAACUCCAGCAGCCGCCCAUCAUCUUCAUCCAGAGAGGAGCCUGCGGGGAAGGCCACGAGGAGAAUCCAGAUAGCCUCCGGCACAGAUAUAACUUCAUCGCUGAUGUGGUGGAGAAGAUCGCUCCAGCUGUGGUUCACAUUGAGUUGUUCCGCAAAAUGAUGUUCACCAAGCGGGAAGUGGCGGUGGCCAGCGGCUCUGGUUUCGUGGUGUCUGAAGAUGGCCUGAUUGUAACCAAUGCCCAUGUGGUAGCCAACAAACACCGGGUGAUGGUCGAGCUGAAGACCGGUGUCACCUAUGAAGCCAAAAUCAAAGAUGUGGAUGAGAAAGCAGACAUUGCUCUAAUCAAGAUAGACGCUCCGAUGAAACUACCAGUGCUGUUGUUGGGUCGGUCAGCUGAUCUGAGACCAGGUGAGUUUGUGGUUGCUAUCGGCAGUCCGUUCUCCCUUCAGAACACAGUGACUACAGGCAUCGUCAGCACCACCCAGAGAGGCGGCAAAGAGCUGGGCCUGCGUAACUCUGACAUGGACUACAUCCAGACAGAUGCCAUCAUCAAUUACGGUAAUUCAGGAGGGCCCCUGGUGAACCUGGAUGGUGAAGUAAUAGGAAUCAACACGCUGAAGGUGACAGCAGGAAUAUCCUUCGCUAUUCCUUCUGACAAGAUCCGACAAUUCCUGGCUGAGUCUCACGACAGACAGGCUAAAGGAAAAACAGCCCCAAAAAAGAAGUAUAUCGGUGUAAGAAUGAUGACAUUAACCCCAAUACUUGCUAAAGAGCUAAAGGAAAAGCAGAGUGAUUUCCCAGAUGUCACCUCUGGAGCGUAUGUCAUUGAAGUUAUCCCGAAAACACCAGCUGAAGUUGGCGGUCUAAAGGAGAGUGACGUCAUAAUCAGCAUUAACGGUCAGAGGAUCACGUCAGCCAGUGACGUCAGCACGGCUAUCAAGAAAGACGACAGUCUGAGAGCAGUGGUACGACGUGGCAAUGAAGACGUCAUCCUCACAAUCAUUCCUGAGGAGAUUGACCCUUGACCUCCCUCAUGCUCACCCAUGAGCUGGUUCUCAGACUUUUACUGAGUGUGUCCGGAGCCACACUCAUUCUAGAAAUCAUAGUGAACACUUUCCAGUCCAACCAUCAUCCAACCUGAAUAUUGUUCUCAGCUUAGAACAGGAAAUGUCCUUUUUCAAUUUUCCCCAUAUCUCUCUUGUCUAUUUUCUGUUUAUUCAUUAACAAACCAUGUUAGAAUGAGCCCUUUGCAAAUAAAUAUGCGAAUUUAGUGCUGGCUAGUUCACUAUAACACUCCGAAAUGUAUAUAAUCUCUCUGUUCCAAAACCUAGUAAGCAGCCUAUAGGCAGGAUUUUGUGAUGAGCAGAAUGAUUCCAUUCAAGAUGGUGAAUGAAGAAGGUAAAUGUUGAUUAUAAUCUUAUAUUUUAUUAAUUACUGAAAAGUAUCUUCUAAAAUAAUUCAGUGUAAUUAAAAAUAAUUGUUUU
Molecule: messenger RNA, 2026 nt
Organism: Sinocyclocheilus rhinocerous
Lineage: Eukaryota; Metazoa; Chordata; Actinopteri; Cypriniformes; Cyprinidae
Product: serine protease HTRA1B
Exons: 9
Coding region: 134-1567 (477 amino acids)
Biological process (GO): proteolysis; positive regulation of apoptotic process; programmed cell death
Cellular component (GO): extracellular region
Molecular function (GO): protein binding; serine-type endopeptidase activity
Source: RefSeq, a predicted model, not a curated record